Molecule: messenger RNA, 5109 nt
Organism: Cherax quadricarinatus
Lineage: Eukaryota; Metazoa; Arthropoda; Malacostraca; Decapoda; Parastacidae
Source: RefSeq, a predicted model, not a curated record
GUGCAGAGCACAAGUCUGGGAAUACCAGCCAGCCACGCUGCCCAUACCCUGGCCCUCCUCAAGAGUUGAGGUUCCUCCGUACCCACCAGACACCUGUCGUGGUUAAUACACACUUAGGAGUUGUACCUUCAAGGGCUUCAUUCGAUUCCAGAGAUUCUGAGUAUCGGGAAAUAAUACUCAUUGCCUUUGGAAAUCUUUUGGACUUAUAUAUUGUGAGCCACUGACUGGAAGUGUAAUACCCAGAGUUGAAGAGUGUGGAGGGCGGGGGUGGGCGCCAGUGAGCGUGGCUGUGGGCGUGGGCGGUGAGAGAGGGAGAUCAAACACCUCUCAAUACUUGAGAAUUGGCUUUUGGGGCCUGGGUCUCAAGAUGGUCCGCAAUGUCCUCGUAUUUCCCUGGAGACUAAAGUGGGACCACUUGCACAUAGUAGCCGAGGGUGGGACUACGUGCUCGUAGGUCCCAAGGUCAGGGCUGCGUAUUGCAUUAAGCUAAAACAUAACUACAUGCGCCGAAGCAAAAGGAAAACGCCUCAAAAAGUAGUAUUUUUUUGUGUGUGUGUGUGUCUUGUUAGCCGCAGAUAUUUUCGGCGCCGAACAGUCAAAGAUUCCUUGUCCCCGGAAGAUGUGACAAUUUUAAUCAUAAUACUAGCAAAAUUCAAAAUAAUGUGGAAAUUUACCAUUGUAUGGCAAAGAAAUCGUAAAUUGCACUAUUGGCAUUAAUACCGCAAAACAAUGUUUCUGGAAAUCGAAAUAAAAGAGAGAAGGAGAAGGAGAGACAAGAAGUCGGCCAUUUUGGAGCUUGCUGAAGGCGAGGAUAAUGUUCGGAUGAGGUUCGAUAAGAGACCAGAGUUUGAGAUCCCGGAGUUGCGGAUCUUGAAGAGGACACCUCGCUUAAAGAGAAAGACUGAUGGGAGCGCCAGCUUCCUGAGGGCGGCGAGGGCAGGAAACUUGGAGAAGGUGCUCGAGUUCCUCAAGACCAACACUGACAUCAAUACUUGCAACGCUAAUGGGUUGAAUGCUCUGCAUCUGGCAAGCAAGGAGGGCCAUGUGAACGUUGUGAGAGAGUUAUUACAGCGUGGUGCCAAUGUUGAUGCUGCCACAAAGAAGGGCAAUACUGCUCUACACAUUGCUUCCCUUGCUGGUCAGGAGGAGAUUGUAAAGGUCCUUGUACAGCAUCAGGCACUGGUGAACAUUCAGUCUCAGAAUGGAUUCACUCCACUCUACAUGGCUGCACAGGAGAAUCAUGACUCAGUCGUGCGAUUCCUGUUGGCCAACAAUGCUAACCAGAGCCUUGCUACAGAAGAUGGGUUCACCCCAUUGGCAGUUGCUCUUCAGCAGGGACACGACAAAGUUGUGGCAGUCUUGCUGGAAAACGACACACGAGGCAAGGUGCGCCUCCCUGCUCUUCACAUUGCUGCUAAAAAGGACGACACUAAAGCUGCAGCAUUACUUCUUCAUACUGACCACAACCCUGAUGUCACCUCCAAAUCAGGGUUCACACCACUGCACAUUGCUGCUCACUAUGGCAACGAAAAUAUUGCUAACCUCUUGAUUCAGCGUGGGGCUGAUGUCAACUACAUAGCUAAGCACCAAAUUACACCCCUGCAUGUUGCAUCCAAGUGGGGUAAAGGAAAUAUGGUAUCGCUGCUGAUAGACAAAGGUGCUAACUAUGAGGCUAAGACCAGAGAUGGGCUGACACCUCUUCACUGUGCUGCAAGAUCAGGACACGAGACUGUUGUUGAUAUGCUGCUAGAAAAGGGUGCACCAAUUACGAGUAAGACCAAGAAUGGGUUGGCUCCUCUUCACAUGUCUUCACAGGGUGACCAUGUUGAUGCUGCACGCAUCCUUCUUUACCAUAAAGCUCCUGUUGAUGAUGUUACAGUAGAUUUUCUUACUGCUCUUCAUGUUGCUGCUCACUGUGGACAUGUGCGAGUGGCAAAAUUGCUACUUGAUCGUAAAGCAGAUCCAAAUUCUCGUGCUCUUAAUGGUUUCACACCUCUGCAUAUUGCAUGUAAGAAGAACCGUAUUAAGGUGGUGGAAUUGCUUCUCAAACACGGUGCUAGCAUUGAGGCUACUACAGAGUCAGGUUUGACCCCUCUUCAUGUAGCAUCCUUUAUGGGCUGCAUGAACAUUGUGAUCUACCUUAUUCAACAUGGAGCCUCUGCUGAUGUGCCUACUGUGAGAGGAGAGACACCACUACACCUGGCUGCCAGAGCAAACCAGACAGACAUCAUCCGCAUCCUCUUAAGAAAUGGUGCUCAAGUGGAUGCUAGAGCUAGAGAACAGCAAACUGCCUUGCAUAUUGCUUCUCGCCUUGGCAACAGUGAUAUUGUAGUGUUGCUACUGCAACAUGGAGCUGCAGUUGAUGCUACUACUAAGGACCAUUACACUGCAUUACAUAUUGCUGCCAAGGAAGGCCAAGAGGAAGUGGCUAGUGUCCUACUAGAACAUGGUGCUUCCCUUGCUUCAACAACAAAGAAAGGAUUUACACCUCUACACUUGGCAGCAAAAUAUGGUAACAUGAAGGUUGCUCGACUGCUGCUUCAGAAGGAUGCCCCUGUUGAUGCUCAGGGCAAAAAUGGUGUUACCCCACUUCACGUUGCAGCUCAUUAUGACCACCAGAAUGUGGCAUUGCUACUGUUGGAUAAAGGUGCCUCUCCUCAUGCAACAGCAAAGAAUGGAUACACCCCUCUUCACAUUGCUGCUCGUAAAAACCAAAUGGAUAUCGCUACAACCCUUCUCGAGUAUGGAGCUAGUUCCAAUGCAGAAUCCAAGGCAGGAUUCACACCUCUUCAUCUGAGCUCACAGGAGGGACAUACAGACAUGGCAACACUGCUGAUUGAACACAAUGCUGCACCAGGCGCUUGUGCUAAAAAUGGUUUGACGCCACUACAUUUGUGUGCGCAGGAGGAUCGUGUCAAUGUUGCUGCCAUUUUAGUCAAGCACGGUGCCCAGAUUGAUCCAUCAACAAAAGCUGGCUACACACCACUUCAUGUUGCCUGUCAUUUUGGCCAGAUGAAUAUGGUGCGCUUCUUAUUACAACACGGAGUUAAGGUUGACUCCACUACUCAGCUUGGGUAUACUCCACUCCACCAGGCAGCUCAGCAGGGUCACACUCAGAUUGUUAACCUUCUUCUAGAGAACAAGGCUGAACCCAACACAGAAACUAACGACGGCAAGACGGCACUCAGCAUUGCUCAACGUCUCGGCUACAUCUCUGUAGUCGAGACGUUAAAAGUUGUAACAGAAACAACCAUAAACACAACUACAACAACAGUUACUGAGGAGAAGUACAAGGUGGUGGUUCCAGAAACUAUGCAUGAAACCUUCAUGAGCGAGUCUGAGGAUGAAGGAGGUGACGACAAUCUGGUCUCCUCCAUGUUUGGUAAGCAGCAGCACGUCACGCUCCCGUUCUAUGAAGGACAGUUACGCUACACCAGUGAUGACACAAUGCUAGGUGACCAGUCUUACCGCUACCUCACCGUGGAUGAGAUGAAGUCCCUUGGUGAUGAUUCUCUUCCCAUUGAUGUCACCAAGGAUGAGAAGAUGGAUAUAUCUUUCAUCAGCAAUUCUAUGGCAGCUCCUCCAGUUGCUCCAGCUGAUCAGCUUAGCCCACAGCAUCAGAAAGAGCAGCAGUAUGCCCAGUUCACUGGGCAUUAUCCAUCAGACAAUGUUGAUGUUGCCAAAACAACAAUUCUUGCUGGGCCGGAAUCUCUGAGCACCACUCUCAACACAACCAUAGACUCAGCAAUGAUUGAGUCUCAAAUUGAGUCUCAGAUCAUCCAGACCAAGCUGGCUCCACAGUUGUCUGCCCAAAUGGCCCAGGAAUCAGUGCAGCACCCCCCAGUGCAGCAAAUAUUGGUUCAUAACGACACAGAUCAGGCAUCCAAGGGUCAAGUCACAUCGGGCCAGGUCACUUCUGUAACUGAGAAGUCUCCAGAAAGUCUCAAUGGGUGGGAAGGAUUCCUGGUAAGCUUCAUGGUUGACGCUCGAGGGGGUGCAAUGCGUGGCUGCAGGCAUUCUGGUGUGCGAGUCAUCAUUCCUCCCCGAAAGGCUGCCAUGCCCAUGAGAGUUACUUGCCGUUACCUGAAAAAGGAUAAACUUGUUCAUGCCCCACCUCUUAUGGAGGGAGAGGCUCUCGCUUCAAGGAUCCUUGAGAUGGGGCCUGCUGGUGCCAAGUUCUUAGGCCCGGUGAUUAUUGAAGUGCCGCACUUUGCUUCUUUGCGAGGCAAAGAGCGUGAGAUAGUGAUCCUUCGCUCAGAUAAUGGAGAAACCUGGCGAGAACAUACACUUGAGGCAACAGAGGAAGCUGUUCAAGAGGUUCUUAACGAGAGCUUUGAUGGAGAGGAGUUGAAACAACUGGAGGACUUGAAUACCAACCGCAUCACACGCAUUUUGACCACCGACUUCCCACAGUACUUUGCAAUUGUUACACGCAUCAGGCAGGAGGUACAUGCAAUUGGUCCUGAGGGAGGUAUGGUGUCAUCGACAGUGGUGCCUCAGGUCCAGGCGGUGUUCCCUCAGGGAGCUCUGACAAAGAAGAUCAAAGUGGGACUCCAGGUAAACCUCUUCAAGCCACGCAAAAACCACACAGGACCCAUGAAAAAGAUUAGCGUCAAUAAUAUUCCCAAGAAGAAGCGUUUUAGUCUUAUUUGGUGAAGUAGUUAACAUUGUCAGGGUUCAGAAGAAAUUCAGGGCAAAGUUAGCAUAUUUUGAUUCCCUUUAAAAUAUUUGCAUUUCUGCAGUUGCUUGUCAUUGCUAUGCAUAUACUUAUAAUGUUCUCUGAAUUUUAGUUUUCAAUCAUUUAGACUACUACAAAUAUUGUUAUAAUACUAUCGAGGUAAAUAUUAAUCGGGAGUAGCAUAUUGAUUGGUUAAGGAGAUAGUUGGCUGAAGAAGUUUCUUAUGCCUAUUGCCAAAUUAAAUUCAAGUGUAAUAGUUUCACAUAUAAACACAAUCAUAUAAAUCUAGUUAUUACUAAAGAAAUUUUUCUUAGAGACAUUAUACUGCAACUCAGGAAGCUUAUGUAAAUACUUAGGCAUUUUAUUACUUUUAUGCCAUAUUUGUAGUUCACUCGAAGUAGUGUAUUAAGGUCAUAAUUAAAGGGUUGGAU